UUGCACAACUUGUUCAAGAACAUAAGCACUAUUCGAUCCCUUUUCAUACGAGCCAGUUUUAAUUUUCAAAGGAAUCAAUGACUUUUCAUACAGAACUGCUCAGAUUCUUUCAAAUGUUUUUGUUUCGUCGUGAACUUCGAAUCGGACUCCCUGGUGCUGAAGGAAUGGAUGUCUUAAAAUGUAGUCUGUUGUGAAUGGAAGCCGUAUCUGAGCUUGCGACACCUAGCAAACUGCGAUGCGACCUAGUGCUAUAAAUAACUAUGUGUUACUCUGUGAAACAUAGCGGCAACAGGCCAAUUUGUGACCAAAUGUUAUGUAAUACAGUGUAAUUAGUGUUUUAUAUGCUGGCCAGUUCGUUGCUAUUGCGAUUUACGAAGCAACAAAGGCACUAACAGCAGCACAUCCAAAUCAUUGCAGAUAUGAUAUAAGGAAACAAUAUAUUUAGGGGACAACUUACUACAAUUAUUUCAAAAUGAAUUUCUUUGUAGUCAUCUCAAAGAAAAUUCCUUUCAGAGGUUUGGCUAAAUUUCCUACCAAAGGAACAAUAAUUAAGAAAAUUAAUGUCAGAAUAUAUCUCACCAAAUUAAGUGACUUCACUACAAGGUAUCCACUUAUUAGGGGAAUGAUUACAUACUCUUUCACUUGGCCCAUCUCCAACCUGUGUCAGCAAGCCAUACGUGGAUCUAACGAAUGGGAUUUUGCUGAAGCACUAAGAUUCUGUUUAUAUGGCAGUUGUUUCGUCGCUCCAACCUUAUAUGGAUGGCUUAGACUGGCUGCCAACAUGUGGCCACAACUCAAUUACAGAUCAGCAAUUGCAAAGGCACUUGUUGAACAAAUUUCUUACACUCCUUUUGCUAUGGUGUGUUUCUUUUUUAUAAUGACAUUACUGGAAGGAAAAUCAAUUGGACAGGCUUCAGCAGAAGUCCGAGUCAAGUUUUUCCCAACAUAUCAGGUUGGAGCAUGUGUGUGGCCAGUUCUGCAACUAAUAAACUACACAGUUGUGUCAGAGAAGAACCGCGUUCCAUAUGUUGGCAUGUGCAGUCUACUUUGGACUUGCUUCCUAGCAUACAUGAAACAAUUAGAAGCACAAAAACUAGAAAAGAUACAAGCAGAAAGGAAACUAGAAGCAGAAGAAAAAGCAACUACACAUUCAUAUGUAAUUUUGCUGCAGUAGAUUUGCUACUAAACUAUAUUCCUAAUGUGAUAAACUAAUCUUACUUUAUAUAGCAAUUUUAUAAAAUAAAUAUUAGAUGAAAUAUGAAUUAGGAAAGAAUAAAAUUAACAUACUCUUUAACCUGGAUAAACUGAACACUAAAGAGUU
Molecule: messenger RNA, 1321 nt
Organism: Zootermopsis nevadensis
Lineage: Eukaryota; Metazoa; Arthropoda; Insecta; Blattodea; Termopsidae
Product: PXMP2/4 family protein 4
Cellular component (GO): cytoplasm; mitochondrion; membrane
Source: RefSeq, a predicted model, not a curated record